This is a messenger RNA of Vicia villosa (hairy vetch), 1200 nucleotides long. RefSeq lists its product as uncharacterized. The transcript is spliced from 4 exons. The record is from RefSeq and is a predicted model, not a curated record. Bases 184 to 912 code for a protein of 242 amino acids. NCBI's taxonomy places the organism in Eukaryota, Viridiplantae, Streptophyta, Magnoliopsida, Fabales, Fabaceae.
UAGGUUGGAAAUAUUUUAGUGUUAUUCAUAUAUCAUAUCUCCUAGAUUCAUUUGCAGAGAUUAAUCUCUCGAGUCUGAUAACAUUUCAAUCAAAAUUUUAAUUGAUGUAUUUUAAAGGUUAGAUUCGAAUCAAGAACAAGUUUUAUUAAAAGAGAUCUAAACCAUUUCAACAACCACAACAAAAUGUCCCCUUUUGAUUCUUCUCCUCAGACAAGUCACAGCAACAACACUAGUCCAAGUGAUGUAUUGUUGAAAUGGGGUAAAAGAAAAAGAUCAAGAGUUUCUAGAACUCUCAUUGAAGAUUCAUCAUCUUCUCUUCAUACAAAUCAAAGUAAAAAAUGUCCUCCUAAGUUUUCAUCUGCAUCAACCAUGCCUCCUCCACCACCACCAGUUUCUUCUUCUACCAACUCCAAUACUAGAGUUAGAAAACACAAUAACCCUAGGAACUUGGAAGAUUCUUCGGAAGCUUCGAGAAUGAGUUCAAUUGUUUCUAGAUCUGCAGAACAAAGAAGUAACAGAAGAGUUCCUUCAUCUAAUUCUGCAGCGAAGUGUAAUAAGAAGAAGCGAAAUGGAUCUUCGACGACACAAGCCAGUGAGAGAUUGAAUUGUCAUGUGGAUAGUAAUGGAGAAAAAGUUAGUGUUAAGGUAAUUGAAUGGCCAAAGAUAUACAUUGCUCUUUCGAAAAAAGAGAAAGAAGAUGAUUUUCUCGCUAUGAAAGGGACUAAAAUAUCUCAAAGACCUAAGAAGAGAGCAAAGAACAUUGAUAGAACUCUUCAGUGUUGUUUUCCUGGGAUGUGGCUACCAGAUCUAACAAAGAGUAGAUAUGAAGUUAGGGAGAAGAAAUCUGUCAAGAAGCAAAAGUGUAGCAGAGGGUUGAAAGGAAUGGAAUGCUUGGAAAGUGAUUCAGAGUAACAAGCAAGCACAGAAUUUAAUUUUUGAAUCAAUGCUUGGUUGGUGAGAAGUGAAAACUCAGGAAACAAAAAUGAAGUUUCUUUCAAGAAAAAGUGUGACAUUACUUAAAAGUAUAUUUAAUUGGGUCCCUUCUCUUCAUUACAAAUGGUAUGGUUUUGCUGUAUUGUAUAGGGAUUAUUAUUAUUUUUAUUCAAAUUUUGAUUAUAUUUUGAAGUGAUACCAAUCUAUUCCUAUAUGUGGGACCUUAUUGUUUGAGAAUGUCAGUAAAGUACACAUGAAAAGGGUAAC